GUGGGAUCAAAUUAAUGCAACCUUGAGUGAUACUUCUCUUCCGAAGGUGAAAAUUUUUGAACAAUAUUUUGAUGGAAAAACAAUGAUUCAGUUAUUAUCAAUGACUCAAGAGCAUUUUGAAGAGUUUUUAGGCAAAGAAGACACUCCUUCUUUUGCAAAGAAUAUCCUCAGAUCUUGUAUUUUGGAAGUGUUUUACCAGACUCAACGACACCAUGAACAUAUAAAUUCCAACCUUGACUCUAACUUCUUCAUUCUAUUCUUUAAUGUUAUUGAAGAUUUUCAACUUCAGAAAGAUUUUCUUAAAUAUAUGAAACUGUUCAAAACUAAAUCCAAGCUAAUAGAAAAUUAUAGUUAUCCUAAACUUAUUAUAUCAAAAUUUAUUGAAUACCAAAAUCUGGAAGAGCUAAAAUACGCUCUACAGAAACCUCAGAAAUUUUAUGAUGAAACUUCUUUGAAUUUUCAUAUUCCCAAUAUCCUCACAAUUUAUAAAAACCUCUGAGCAGUGAAAUGUCAAGUGAACUCUCAACUCUAUGAGCAGGCUUACAAACAGAUAGAUAAAUCUGAUUUCUACGAGUACCGAAACGAUCUAGAUUGUGAAAAUUUUACGCAUAAAAUGACUAAUAAGCCCUUCAAAUGCGCUCAUUCUAGAACUUGUAAGAAUUCUCCCUUCUAUUUUCUCCCAGAAUGUGACAAAACCUUAUGACUGACACACAGAUUAGAAAGGGCAUAUGACCAGUAUUCUAAAUUUGAGCCCUUGCACAGAUGCUCAUUCAUCGGGAUGGCUUAUUUAGUCGAAAAUCUCCAACAGUAUUACUUUGGGUUGUAUUCCACCCAUUUCAGUAACGCUAAAAAGCAGACCAAACAGGAAGCUGUUCUUGGAAUAAAACAAGCCUGAUAUGGCCUCAGCUUCAUACUGAGAGAGAUCAUUUGCAAGUGAUAUUGACAUAGCUUGGAUUUGAGGACAAGAAUAGGAGAAUUAAACACUACUGAUAAAAUAGUAAACAUCUUGAUGAGCUUGCUAGAAAAGAAUGAAAUAUAACUAUUAUCGGAGAAUUACUAAUGACCAAAGGUUUUGAUCACUUUGA
This is a messenger RNA of Moneuplotes crassus, 1085 nucleotides long. The record is from the annotation of a GenBank genome assembly. Lineage: Eukaryota; Ciliophora; Spirotrichea; Euplotida; Euplotidae.